Dendrobium catenatum is the source of this 5009-nucleotide messenger RNA. RefSeq names its product ABC transporter C family member 4. Gene Ontology annotation, cellular component: plant-type vacuole; vacuolar membrane. Lineage: Eukaryota; Viridiplantae; Streptophyta; Magnoliopsida; Asparagales; Orchidaceae. Gene Ontology annotation, biological process: transmembrane transport. The transcript is spliced from 11 exons. Gene Ontology annotation, molecular function: ATP hydrolysis activity; ATP binding; ABC-type transporter activity. Bases 59 to 4666 code for a protein of 1535 amino acids. The record is from RefSeq and is a predicted model, not a curated record.
CAGAAUUAUUUCUCGUUGUCCACGUCUUCUAGAAUACCAAUUGCAUUGCGCCUCUCUAAUGAAAUCUCCGAAUCUGUUUUCCUCCAACACAUUAAUUUAUCAUCGUCGAUCUUCUCCUCUUACGGUGGGACGGAGUGCGCUGCAACCGGAGAACCCCUCGACGGCUAGCAUGUCGUGGCUCACCUAUCUUGCCUGCUCCCCUCCGAAAGGAGCUGGCGUCGGCGAGUGGCUCUCCUUCACCUUCCUUUCGCCAUGUGCACAACGUGUCGUCUUCUCAUUGAUUGACCUCCUCUUCCUCAUAUCCCUCCUAGUCUUCGUUGUCCUGAAGCUCCUCAGCAGCCACCGACGCCCCAAAAAAUCGAUCUCCGACGCCACUAAACCUUUCCUUCCUGAUUCCUUCACAUCCUCUGACGUUCGAACAACCUGGCGCUUCAACCUCCCUCUUGCCCUCUCCGCCCUACUUGGCGUUGCCUUCUUUGUCCUUUCCAUUCUCGGUAUCCUCGACGCCUCCUCCCCCCUCUCCUUGCGCCUCGUUCAAUCCAUUACCCUCUUCCUCCAAUUCCUCUCAAACGUCGCAGCCGUGGCCAUCAUCGCCCACGAGAAGCGCUUCCACGCCAUUUCACACCCAUUAACACUCCGCCUUUACUGGAUCGCCUCCUUUAUCAUCUCUCUUCCUCUAUCCAGCACCGCCAUCAUUCGCCUAUCCUUCUCCUCAUCCUCCUCCAUUCUGCCUGACGACAUCGUCUCCGUCAUCUUCGUCCUCUUCUUCGCGGCUCUCCUCGUCUUUGCCAUCUCCCCUUCUACCGGCAUCCAUCCUCUUCCAUCAUCCCCUGUCUCUUCGUCAACUGCAGAAAUCUACAACUCCCAAAACAAAACCAAUGUAACUGGCUACAGCACUGCUUCCAUCUUCUCUCGACUCACCUGGAGCUGGAUGAAUCCCCUUCUAACCAAGGGCUACAAAACCCCUCUCAAGCUCGAGGACGUUCCAUCCCUCUCGUGGAACCACCGUGCAGAGCGGCUGUACAACCUCUUCGCCUCAAAGUGGCCUAAUCCCGCUAUCAAAUCCAACCACCCUGUCCGCGCAACACUCCUCCGAUGCUUCUGGCCGCAGCUCCUCCACACCGCUUCUCUGGCCGUCGUACGCCUCUGCGUGAUGUACAUCGGCCCUACCUUAAUCAGUCGCUUCGUUGACUUCGCCUCCGGCCAACGCUCUUACAUCUACGAGGGGUACUACCUCUGCCUUGCACUCCUUUCCGCCAAGUUCGUCGAGGUCCUCUGUUCCCACCAAUACAACUUCCACUCCCAGAAGACGGGAAUGCUUAUCCGCUCCACCCUCAUCACUGCCCUGUACCGCAAGGGCCUCCGUCUCUCAUGCUCUGCACGCCAAUCUCACGGCCUCGGCAUGAUCGUUAACUACAUGGCUGUCGACGCCCAGCAGCUCUCCGACAUGAUGCUCCAAAUCCACUACAUCUGGCUAAUGCCCUUACAAGUUGGCGUCGCCCUCUCCCUUCUCUAUGCUUAUCUUGGUCUCUCAGUCACCUCCGCUGUAGUUGGUAUAAUCGCUAUAAUGGUCUUCGUCGUUUUCGGCACCAAGCGCAACAACCGCUGCCAGUUCUUCCUCAUGGGCAUGCGCGACAAGCGCAUGAAGGCCACCAACGAAAUGCUCAACUACAUGCGCGUCAUCAAGUUCCAGGCCUGGGAAGAGCAUUUCAACAAACGGAUACAGGGCUUCCGCUCCGAGGAAUUCGGCUGGCUUUCCCGCUUCUUGUACUCCGUCGCCUCGAACAUUAUCGUGCUCUGGAGCGCGCCUGUGAUCCUCUCUUCCCUCGUUUUCGGCACCUGCGUGGCCUUCGGUGCCCGCCUUGAUGCUGGCAUUGUCUUUACAGCCACUUCUUUAUUCAAGAUCUUGCAGGAACCGAUGCGCAACUUCCCACAAGCGCUGAUAUCGGCCUCGCAGGCCAUGAUCUCGCUGGAGCGACUGGAUUCCUAUAUGACAAGCAGCGAAAUCCAGGAUGCCGCCGUAGAAAAAGUGACUGGCUGCAACGCCGUCGACGCCCCAGCUGUGGAGGUCUGCGACGGCAUGUUCGCUUGGGACGACGAUAUCGCUGAAGCCGAUGCGGCGGUUCUAAAGGGUGUGAACGUCCGGAUCCGCCGCGGCUCCCUCGCUGCCGUCGUUGGCACCGUCGGAUCCGGCAAGUCAUCCUUCCUCUCUUGCCUCCUCGGCGAAUUGCGACGCAUCUCGGGAAAGGUCAGGGUAUGUGGAAGCACAGCUUAUGUGGCACAGACAGCAUGGAUACAGAAUGGAACUAUACAGGAAAAUAUUUUGUUUGGUCAGCCCUUAAAUCAGUACAAAUACAAGGAAGUGAUCCGUGUUUGUUGUUUAGAGAAGGACUUGGAGAUGAUGGAGUUUGGGGAUUUGACUGAGAUUGGAGAGAGAGGAAUUAAUCUUAGCGGCGGCCAAAAGCAACGUAUACAACUAGCUAGGGCACUUUAUCAAGAUUCCGAUAUAUACCUCCUUGACGAUGUCUUCAGUGCUGUCGAUGCUCACACUGGCUCAGAGAUCUUUAAGGAGUGCAUAAGGGGUGCACUGAAGGGCAAGACAAUUGUGCUUGUCACCAACCAAGUUGAUUUUUUGCACAAUGUUGAUCUCAUCCUGGUUAUGCGGGAUGGGAUGCUCAUCCAAUCUGGAAAGUAUGACGAACUACUUAAUGCUGGUACUGAUUUUGCAUCAUUAGUUGCUGCACACCAAAAUUCUAUGGAGCUACUAGAGCACAGUGCACCCACACACGAAAGCAUGAAUGAUCCAUCUAAAGCAUCGAAUAAAUCCAUCACAAAUCAAGAUAAAUCUAAUGGUGACACCGCAGUAUCACCUAAGGCUGAAAAGGGCUCUUCUAAGCUCAUCAAGGAUGAGGAGAGGGCAACUGGCCAAGUCAGUUUGAAUGUAUACAAAACCUACCUCACUGAGGCCUGGGGCUGGUGGGGAGUCAUUGGUGUGUUGCUUGUCUCACUGCUGUGGCACGGCUCUCUAAUGGCGUGUGAUUAUUGGUUGUCAUUUACUAUUUCAGCAGAUAAUGCUGCUUCAUUCAGUUCAUCACGUUUUAUUGGAGUUUAUGCCGUUAUAGCUCUAGUUUCAAUUAUCCUUAUCACAGGGAGGGCCUUUCUUGUCACACGCUGGGGGCUAGAGACCGCCCAGAUAUUUUUCAAGCAGAUUCUGAAAAGCAUCUUGCACGCACCCAUGUCGUUUGUUGAUACCACUCCUUCCGGAAGAAUCCUUAGUCGAGCAUCAUCGGAUCAAACCAAUGUGGAUGUCUUACUCCCUUUCUUCAUGGGGUUAGCUAUUUCAACGUACAUUACAGUUCUUAGCAUUCUUACCGUCAUCAUUCAGGUUGCUUGGCCAACUCUUAUUUUCAUAAUUCCACUGGGAUGGCUCAACAUUUGGUACAGGGGUUACUUUAUUGCAACAUCUCGGGAGCUAAGUCGGCUUGGUUCAAUUACUAAAGCGCCUGUAAUCCAUCACUUCUCAGAGACCAUUCAGGGUGUCAUGACAAUCAGGUGUUUCAAAAAGGAAGAAAGGUUCUUCCAGGGAAAUAUCCACAAAGUUGAUGCAAGCUUAACUAUGGAUUUUCACAACAAUGGUUCCAAUGAGUGGAUGGGAUUUCGGUUGGAGUUGAUAGGAAUUUUCGUUUUAUGCAUAUCUGCGUUACUAAUGGUUAUGCUUCCCAGCAGUAUCAUCAAACCCGAAUAUGUUGGGUUAUCUCUAUCCUAUGGUCUCUCUCUCAACGCCGUGCUAUUUUUUGCCAUUUUGGUCAGUUGCUUCUUAGAGAACAGGAUGGUUUCUGUAGAGAGGAUAAAGCAAUUCAGUGUAAUUCCCCCAGAAGCACCAUGGAGGAUUGAAGGUUGUCUGCCUUCACCAAACUGGCCAACCGAUGGAGAAAUUUCUGUAAUAGAUCUCAAGGUUAGAUAUCGACCGAAUACUCCUCUUGUUUUGAAUGGCAUCACAUUUAACAUUAAUGCUGGUGAGAAGAUCGGAGUUGUUGGUCGGACAGGGAGUGGAAAAUCAACCCUGAUUCAAGCUCUUUUCAGAAUUGUAGAACCUUCCGGAGGGAAGAUAAUCAUUGAUGGAGUGGACAUUUGCAUUUUGGGUCUUCAUGAUCUCAGGUCACGUCUCGGCAUUAUUCCUCAAGAGCCGGUUCUCUUUGAUGGGACUGUGAGGAGCAAUGUUGAUCCAAUUGGACGGCAUACUGAUGAUGAAAUAUGGCAGAGCCUAGAACGAUGCCAGCUCAAACAAGUUGUGGCUGCAAAACCUGAGAAGCUUGAUUCUCUAGUGGUUGAUAAUGGAGAGAACUGGAGUGUUGGUCAGAGGCAGCUUUUCUGUUUGGGUCGUGUUCUGCUGAAGAAAAGCAGAAUUUUGUUCAUGGAUGAGGCAACUGCUUCUGUGGAUUCUCAGACGGACGGAUUAAUCCAGAAGAUCAUUCGUGAAGACUUCUCGGGCUGUACAAUUAUGAGCAUUGCUCAUAGAAUUCCCACUGUUAUGGACUGCGAUAGAGUGCUGGUUGUAGAUUCUGGACUAGCAAAGGAAUUUGACUCGCCGGCCAAUCUAAUCAACCAUCCUUCGCUUUUUGGCGCAUUAGUUCAGGAGUAUGCCAAGCGUUCGUCAGCUUUCUGAAAAAAAAGAAAAAGAAAAAAACAUGAAUGUCUUCUCUAAGAAUAAUGCUGAGAAGAAGAAUGCAAGUUUCUCUCUGCUUCUGCUCGUUCAACAUAUUACUAUUUCAGAAGUACAUGGGGUGAGAUCAAGAGGAAUAAUUUAAGAGUAACCGAGUCAGCAUGUUCAGUUUUAAAUAAAAUGGGGAAUAUGGUUAUUUAUUCUUGAUUUGAGAGUUAUAUGUUCAGGGUGUUGCAGGAUAUCAAUCCUGAGGUUGUAUCCGAAGUUCAUCUAUUAUGUACACUGUACAGUAUACACUAUCGAUAUUUUGAUCUCAUUCAAUGUAGCAGUGUGCUUUUUCUUUUAA